This is a messenger RNA of Heterostelium album PN500, 1674 nucleotides long. It is a transcript of the gene gacEE, whose product is annotated as pleckstrin domain-containing protein. The record is from RefSeq and is a predicted model, not a curated record. The transcript has 5 exons. Gene Ontology annotation, cellular component: cytoplasm. Lineage: Eukaryota; Evosea; Eumycetozoa; Acytosteliales; Acytosteliaceae. The coding region runs from base 1 to 1674 and encodes 557 amino acids. Gene Ontology annotation, biological process: signal transduction; regulation of GTPase activity.
AUGAUGGAACCAAUAUCACAUUUCAAUAAUCUAACAUUACAAGUGAUAUCGAUUCGAGACGUUCAGAGUAAAGGCAAAUUCGGUUCGUCAAAGAUUAAGAAAGUGUUUGAUCUACAUGUUGCCUAUGACAAUGAUACAUCUUUCACCAUUGAGAUCACUCAAUCGAAAUUACAAAAACUUAUUACAGAGAUUAAAAAAGAAUUAUAUAAUAUAUCAAUAUCAAGUGUAACAAUCAAUUCCAAUGCAACCAAUGAUUUGACAACAUUGUUUCAAACAUUCAGUAGUAAUCCAAAGAUUGCGAAAUCAAACAGUUUGGCAAAGUUUUUAGAGUCAGAGGGUAACAAAGUACUCUCUCGAAAAUUCAUCACAGAAGAGUUUAUGAAAGAUAUCAAUCAUCAAGGUGUAUUACAAAAGAUCAAGAACAAACAUAAUCUAACAAAGAAAGAGAGAAUCUGUUUCAUUAAAUAUCAUAGAAUAUUAUAUUAUUAUACUCCAUCAAAACAAUGUAAAGGAGCAAUUUGUUUAGAUGAAUGUGUUGUUUCGAAAACAAAAGACGCUCAAACCUUUGAAUUACAAACACCGAGUGCAGGCACUUAUCUGUUUUGUGCUCAGUCAGCGAUGGAAUGCGAUCAAUGGAUCACUUGUUUGAAGAAAUGUUUGGAGGUAUGUCAGAGUGCCAAGAUCAAAGUGAAUGGACAACUCUCUGGUACUAUCAUUAAAGGUCGUGACUUUGCAAAGAAGGACUUGAAUGGCUAUGCCGAUCCCUUUGCCAUUACAAGAAUCGAGAGACAACAAAUUAGAACUCCAACCAUCUACAAGACAUUGAAUCCAAUAUGGAAUGAACAAUUCUAUUUUGAUAUAACAAAGAAUGAAGGAUAUUUUUAUUUAUUGGUUUGGGAUGAAGAUAAGUUUAGUGCAGCAGACUUUAUGGGCAAGAUUAUAAUCCCGCUUACUGCACUCCCACCAGGUCAGGAGCUGCAGAUGCAUCUUCCGCUAAUACCAAAGACCUCAAAGAACAAAGUAACAGGUGAUGUAUUUGUAAAACUAAAGUAUAUUUAUACCACCGACACACCGAUCUCCAAUGGCGUCUCUAUCUUUGGACAGAGUCUUUCAUCGUUUGAAUCGAGACCGGAAUCAAAGGAUGGAUUGCCAGGCAUACUCUUUGAUUUUAUCAACUUUUUCGAACAGUACGGACUCAAAGAGGAAGGUCUCUUUAGAAUCUGUGGUUCCAAUCUCGAUAUCAAGAGUCAUAAACAACAAAUCGAUUCCGGUCAAACCAUUCUAUUCACUCCCGACAAGAUUCAUACACUUGCCGGUGUAUUUAAAUUAUUCUUUAGAGAAUUACCCGAACCUAUUUUAACUUUUGAAAAAUAUGAUGCAUUCUUAUCAAUCUCAACAAACAAUGCAAAUGUAAAACAAAUAACAACACUCAUCAAAUCAUUACCAAAAGUCAAUCAAAAACUAUUGCAAUUACUACUUCCAUUCUUUUAUAACAUUGGUAGAGUAGAGAAUUCUAAAUAUAAUAUGAUGAACUUUUCGAAUCUUGCAAUAGUUUUUGGACCGGCAAUGCUAAGACAAGCAGUGGAAACCGAUGACAGUAUAUUAAAGUUGAAUUCUAUCAAUGAUGUCACUCGUCGACUAAUAGAAUUCGCUCCAUCCAUCUUUGUAGAAUAA